UUUGCUACUCUUUUCGUCGGAACACGGUACGGCGGAACGUUUCAGCGUGUGACGAGACGUUUUUGUUGUGUUUCAUAGAACAAAAUAAAAAAACGUUAAUUUGUUGCUGUUAAUUUAAUCGCAUCAAUAAAAUCUACUAACCGUUAACUAUAAACAAUUCAAAACUUGUGUUUGUUGUGCAAUAGAAAUAGAAAACUUGUUUUAAUGCCUGCGCCACGUGCUUUCUACAGAGCCGGAGCACAUGUCUGGGUUACAUUUUAAGACGCGUAACAGUCCGUCUCAGAAGACGUCCCUGCGUUGGGGCGACUGCUGCCCAGGUGCAAACAGUCAAGAAUCCUUCGUGUUUCCUAUUUAUUGAUCAACUAUUUUUUACCGUUACGCGCUGUCGUUCGUUCCGCCUGUGAUCUGUAUAAACUAGCAAAAAGUAGCGAAAAAGCUUAAUACGACUUUUUUAAGGAAAUGUUGCAUAAGUCAAGGCGCAUUUGAUUGGCGCGCGCAUUUGCCGUCGUUAAAAUCAGCCAAAGACGCGCGGGGCACUCACUCGCCAUACACAUAACUUAACGCCUCUGCUUUGAACUUGGCACACACACACUCACACACACACACACACAAACGAACACACACGAACGUACACUGAAAGGUUUUACCAUAGCAAAGCUGUAAGGUCAAACCCAACGCAAAGUAUUAAGUGACAAAGAGGAGAGGCUACUCUACUUCUAAGCUCAAGGAAAAAACACCUUAACGCAACAGUAUGAUUAACAUAGCCGGCGUGGUGAGCAUUGUGCUCUUCUAUCUGCUCAUCCUGGUCGUUGGUAUUUGGGCCGGUCGCAAGAAACAGUCGGGCAAUGAUUCCGAAGAGGAGGUGAUGCUGGCUGGCCGCUCCAUUGGCCUCUUCGUGGGCAUCUUCACUAUGACAGCCACUUGGGUGGGUGGCGGGUACAUCAAUGGCACUGCGGAAGCGAUCUAUACCUCUGGCUUGGUUUGGUGCCAAGCUCCUUUUGGCUAUGCACUCAGCCUGGUGUUUGGUGGCAUCUUCUUCGCUAAUCCCAUGCGCAAGCAGGGUUAUAUAACAAUGUUGGAUCCGUUGCAGGAUUCGUUUGGUGAGCGAAUGGGCGGCCUGUUGUUUCUGCCCGCCCUCUGUGGCGAGGUAUUCUGGGCAGCUGGCAUUCUGGCUGCGCUGGGCGCCACGCUGUCCGUCAUCAUAGACAUGGAUCAUCGGACGUCGGUGAUCUUAUCGUCGGGCAUCGCCAUAUUCUACACGCUCUUUGGCGGACUCUACUCGGUGGCCUACACAGACGUCAUACAGCUGUUCUGCAUCUUCAUUGGCCUCUGGAUGUGCAUUCCAUUCGCGUGGACCAACGAUCAUGUGCGCAGUCUGAGCGACAUGGACGUGGACUGGAUUGGGCAUGUGGAGCCGAAGCAGCGCUGGUUCUACAUAGACUAUGGCCUGCUGCUCAUCUUUGGCGGCAUUCCCUGGCAGGUGUACUUCCAACGUGUGCUCUCCAGCAAGACGGCCGGCCGAGCCCAGCUGCUCUCCUAUGUGGCAGCAGCCGGCUGCAUCCUGAUGGCCAUUCCGCCCGUGCUGAUUGGCGCCAUUGCCAAGGCAACUCCCUGGAACGAGACGGACUACAAGGGCCCCUAUCCACUGACUGUGGACCAGACCAGCAUGAUAUUGCCCAUGGUCCUGCAAUACUUGACGCCCGACUUCGUCUCCUUCUUUGGCUUGGGCGCUGUCUCGGCGGCUGUGAUGUCCUCAGCCGAUUCGUCCGUCCUGUCGGCUGCCUCGAUGUUCGCACGCAACGUCUACAAAUUGAUUUUCCGUCAGAAGGCAUCCGAGAUGGAAAUCAUUUGGGUAAUGCGCGUCUCCAUCAUAAUCGUGGGCAUUCUGGCCACCAUCAUGGCCCUCACCAUACCCUCCAUCUACGGCCUGUGGUCCAUGUGCUCGGACCUGGUCUACGUUAUUCUCUUCCCGCAGCUGCUGAUGGUGGUGCACUUCAAGAAGCACUGCAACACCUAUGGCAGCCUAGCGGCCUACAUAAUUGCGCUCUUCAUUCGGCUGUCGGGCGGAGAGGCCAUCUUGGGGCUGCCAGCUCUCAUACACUAUCCGGGCUAUGAUGAGGAGACCAACACGCAGCUGUUUCCCUUCCGCACCAUGGCGAUGCUGAUCAGCCUGAUUACGCUCGUCUUUGUCUCCUGGUGGACCAAAAUGAUGUUUGAGUCGGGCAAGCUGCCACCGAGCUAUGAUUACUUCCGGUGCGUGGUCAACAUACCGGAGGAUGUGCAGCGCGUGGGCGAUCCGUCCGAGGCUGGGGAGCAACUCUCAGUCAUGGCGGGUCCACUGGCACGCUCCUAUGGCGCGGCCACCAUGGCCGGCAAGGACGAGCGCAAUGGACGCAUCAAUCCCGCUCUAGAGUCUGACGAUGAUUUACCUGUGGCCGAGGCGAAGCGUCUGAAUCAACAGACAGCGCAGACGCAGGUGCAAAAGAUGCUCGACUCAGCCACUGGGAAGGCAGGCGGCGGGGGCGGCGGUCAAAGGGAGGGCAUGGCCAUGCCCAAUGCCGAACAGGAUAACACAGCCUUCUGAGCGGGCGACUGCAACCCACAACUGUUCCGUAACUCUUAGUACUAAAGCAUCCACUAAACUAGUUGCAGCAAUUAUGUGUUUAGUUUAAGCUUCUUAGUACACAUACAGCAAAUACGUGCGUAUAGAGUAUACAUCCACUUAUACACGUAUAUGAGGUAUCUUCAGACACACAAGUGCUCAGGUAUAAAGUGCAGACAUAUUUUGUAUUCAUUUUACCAUAGUUUUUGUAUAGUUUCUACCUAACGGCAAAAUCUCUUUUUGAUGUUUUUGUUUUGCUUUUGUGUUUUAGGCAGGCUUUGAGAUUAGAGUAAAUGGAGUUCAUAGAGCAAUUGAAGCAUAAACUAUGUAUAAAUGUCUUAGAAUAUCGAUAAAAGUCGAUAUAUCGAUAGUAACUAAACAAUACCAAAACAUAUCAACUUGAUUCUAAACUAUUUUCGACUCAGUUCGAGUCUUAAGCUGAAUUGAGCAAUCGAUAAAUAUCGACUAACACUAAGAAACCUAUCAAUGCGUUUUUAUUAAGUUUUUUUUGACUGUGUUUUAGGCAGAGUAAAUUGAGUUUCUAUAUAUGAUCGAUCGAUAAAGUAACUAGAAGCAUAUCGAUCCUUCAACUAUUUUAUAUAGUUUCAGUUAUGUUUUCGUUUUAAGCUGAUUUUGAGUAGAGUAAAUGGAAUUUAUAUAAAAUGUUAUAAGCGAUCGAUAAAUAUUGAUCGGUAAAAAAAAAAAACAAAUACAUAUCAAUGUCAAACAAAACUGAAAGUAACUGUAAACAUAUCAAAUGCAUUUCACCUAUGCAAACGAAAUGCAUUCAAUACGUAUUAUGCGAUAGAGUUAAACAAUGCGAGGAACUGCAAACGAAGUAAAUAUAGAGUAAACACACCUAUAUAUAUACCCACAAUUAUACAUAUAUAUUCCUAGUCAUGUUCAUUUGUUUAUGUAAAUUAAUUGGCAAAUAAUUCAAUGAUCCUAAGAAAUAUGAAAUAUCGCUUAGGUGCAUAUUAUGUGAAUCAUGAAUCAUGUGUCCUUCCACAAGCAAAGAGCAACUAACUAGCAGAAUGAGUAAACCUAAAGCAUAUCAACUGAAGAAUACAUAACUAAAUAUAAGAAUAUAGGC
Drosophila arizonae is the source of this 3695-nucleotide messenger RNA. RefSeq names its product choline transporter (gene ChT). Gene Ontology annotation, molecular function: choline:sodium symporter activity. Gene Ontology annotation, biological process: transmembrane transport; acetylcholine biosynthetic process; choline transport. Lineage: Eukaryota; Metazoa; Arthropoda; Insecta; Diptera; Drosophilidae. The record is from RefSeq and is a predicted model, not a curated record. Gene Ontology annotation, cellular component: plasma membrane.